AUGAAGCGCAAAGCUGCAUUCCAGCUGCCUCAUACCCCCCGACGCGCUCCGCGGCAGGACCCCGUGUCUUGCGACUCUUGUCGGCUCAAGAAGAUUAAAUGCGAUCGCCAGCAGCCAUGCAGCAGUUGCUCUGCGCGCCGGUUGACAUGCCGUUAUGGAAAGCCAGAAGCUGCAGGUACCGCAAGGGUUCAAAAACCACUAUUAGCAGCUGGUGUGGAGCGGACAUCCCCUCCCAGUAACCCAACUGUGCCUCCAAGAGCCGAUAACGUGCCUAUUGAGCCCACUGCAGCUCCAUUGCGGGCGUGCAAUCGGGAGUCGCUGCUCACAGCGGACUGGCUGGAGAACAUUCACAUGGCUGACCGGGUACCAACAGCAACCCCAAAAUGGCUGCGAGAUGGAUUGGAUGAUCCAGUAAGAGGGCGCAACUUAAACUUAAGCCUAAACGAUGAGACGGGUUCUGCAAGACCCCUACUGUCAAUGCCAUACAUGAAUCGAUCCGCUAUCGAUGAGAAUCCGGCGUCGAUCAAUUUGAUCACCUUUGUACCCGCGAAAUCGGAGGCUCUGGAUCUCUUUCGAUACUAUCAUCGUUACGUCGACUAUCUCUACCAUAUCAUCGUCCCAAAGCGUGUCGAGGGCCAGAUAAAUGGGAUUUAUCGUUGUAUUGAAAGCAAUGCGCCCGUGGAUCUCAACCACUUGGCGCUGCUUUUCGGCAUUCUAGCCAGCUCUCUAUGUCUACAACGAUCAGUGGUGGCAUCUACUGAUGCAGAAGCGCGCAGCCAAGAGUUUGCCUUUCUCACUGGCGCUGCAUUAAUUCAAAGCCACUACUCUCUGUCUCCAACUCUUGUGGGCUUGCAGGCAACCAUGGUGGUCAUGCAUAAUGUCUCUAACUGGAACAUUCCACCAUCCGUGAGCGGUCUCUUCGUACAUGAUCUUGAAGUCAAGAGACGACUAUGGUGGGAUCUGACGUCUUUCGACUGGCUACUGGGCUUUCUUACUGGCCCUCAAGAGUGGACGUACCUCAUCCAGCCGCACCACAUGAACGUGAACCAGCCAUUGAAUAUCGAUGAUAAUGCAAUGUGCCACAACAUGGUUUCAAUGCCAAACUCCACACCAACAGACAUGUCCUUUUUCCUUCAACGCCUGACCCUAGCUGCUGUGAGCCGGGAGGUAGUUGAUGCAACAUCCUACGAGCAUCUCCAUGGCUUAGAGCCAAUUUACGAAAAAAUACUCGAGCUAGACAAAAAGUUCCAUCGAGCCGUGGCGGAGAUUCCUGACUUCUUCCGCCUGGAUCCAUCAUCCAGACGACGGUUUGCUUCGCUCUACGAAGAGCGUCCGACCAUUGCCUGGCAAGGCUGUCUCCUACAACAAGGCUUCUUCUCCCGCUUAUGCCGUCUGCAUCGAGAUUUCUUCAUCAGAGGAGCUCGUGAACCAGCAUAUUCCUAUUCCCACGUGAUCUGCCUGCAGUCUGCCCGGAAAGUGCUCGAGAUUAAAAGAAUCAUGGAUGGAAACGAACCGAACUACACCCCACCGAACUCUGUCGUCUGGUCCGUAAUGCAUCAUGUAUUCGCUGCUGCUGUGAUAUUAUUACUGGACGUGUGCUUCAAUUGGGAUGAUAUUCUAGCCGAGAAGCGAAAAGAAGAAGUGCUGGAUGCCUGCCGCAUGCUGAGCAAGGCACAAGAGUCGUCUGCCCUGGUCAGGGAAGGAAUCAACGCAAUGAUGGGUGUGUUGCAAAAGCAUUGGAGAACCGGAAAGCAGGCUGAAAAUCACACUAUUACUUCACAAGGGGCGGAUGGAGCGCGAUCUCAUCCUGGCUCUGCACCGGCUCAUGUCCCAGCUCUCAAUGCUGAAUCAAACGUCAUGCCGCCACACCUCCCAGCUGCCACCAAUGACAAUGCACCUCAUGAGAGGCAGCUGGAAGAUAUCUGGACCGAGAUGCUUGAGACGGGUAACGACCUGGCUCUGGAUUCUGCAGACUGGACGGAACUGUUGAAUGAGCUGACAGACCCGGAGCUAUCUCGAGGAUGA
Molecule: messenger RNA, 2025 nt
Organism: Aspergillus niger
Lineage: Eukaryota; Fungi; Ascomycota; Eurotiomycetes; Eurotiales; Aspergillaceae
Exons: 3
Coding region: 1-2025 (674 amino acids)
Biological process (GO): regulation of DNA-templated transcription
Molecular function (GO): DNA-binding transcription factor activity, RNA polymerase II-specific; zinc ion binding
Source: RefSeq, a predicted model, not a curated record